This is a messenger RNA of Myxocyprinus asiaticus (Chinese sucker), 3103 nucleotides long. Its product is annotated as barH-like 1 homeobox protein. Gene Ontology annotation, biological process: regulation of transcription by RNA polymerase II. Gene Ontology annotation, cellular component: nucleus. Lineage: Eukaryota; Metazoa; Chordata; Actinopteri; Cypriniformes; Catostomidae. The transcript has 3 exons. Bases 835 to 1809 code for a protein of 324 amino acids. Gene Ontology annotation, molecular function: DNA-binding transcription factor activity, RNA polymerase II-specific; RNA polymerase II transcription regulatory region sequence-specific DNA binding. The record is from RefSeq and is a predicted model, not a curated record.
AGUUCAUUUUUAGGCUUUAUCCGUCGCGCCUCUGACUUUCCGUUCCCAAAUGUGUCUAUUUAACACGCAUUACCUCAUUUGCGCUUCUGUCUUCUCACCGCAUUUUUUGUGCUCUCCUUCGUCCAACGAUUUCGUGUCUCGCAUUGCAUCACCUGCACUGGUGCAGAAUGCGCGUGUCUUUCCCAGCCGGAUUCAAAUCUGCUCGCUACUGCGAACUACCUCUGAACUGCUGAAAAUUUCAACACUCCUCUGCUCAUUAGACGCCCGGCUUGAGUUUGCGCGCAGUGUUUAUCGCGCUUUGCUUCUGUCCGUGGUGCUGAAAUGCACUCGUCCUCUAAGUAGGCUACUUGGGUUUUACACUAACCAUCUUAACGUGUUAUCUGUUCUUUCAGAAUAGCUUUUUGAAAUAAUUUGAUAAAUAAUUCAAAGCAACCAUCGAUGCGUCUCGCUUCUUCACGAAAUACAAGGAUUCGAAAAAAAUUAAAUAAUUAAAUUUGCCAUCCGAGAGUAUAUUUAGACUGUAUCGAUUUUUAUCGAAGGAGCGAGGAGGUAAAGAAGAAGGAAAAAAAAAAAAACAUUUUGGAGGCAGAGUCUCUGUCUCCACACAGAACCUCCAUAAUAUAUAUAUAUAUUUCUUUUUUAACUUCUAAAAGUCCUCAAGGAAAGUUUUCAAGAGAGGGGAUGAAUAUUUCUCAUUUCCUAUUCUGCUUUGGAUUUUCCUCCUGGAUAGAUCGCUGUUAAAUCUCACUUCUACAAGUACCAUUCACCACGUAGAACUUGGUUGAAUACAGAUGAUAAUUUGAAGAGAGGCUUCACAGAAGCAGUAGAGUGGAGAUGGAAGCGUCCACCACCGGCUCCAGUUUUGGAAUCGACUCCCUGCUAUCCCACAGGCCCGGAAGCCCAGUCCUUGCAAAGGGGGACAGUUUGGUGGGGGAAUGCCGUUCCUCACUGGAGUUCAGCCCCAGGUCAGACUUAGAGAGCGGUUGUUCUUCUCCUCCGUCCCCGAGGCGAGAGUGCGGUGAGGAUGCGGCGCAGAGACAGGGUCACCCCCUCGGGCUUGCGUCCCAUUUGCAGCACGGACCGAUCUCCGUUGGAUCGCAACCUCGGACUGUCACUUCAUCCUUCUUAAUAAGAGAUAUUCUGGCUGACUGUAAACCUUUAGCAGCUUGUGCACCUUACUCCAGUAACGGCCAGCCGACACAGGAGACAGGGAGGUUGGCAUCCAAAAUCGCAGAAGACUACAUUGAAAAGAUCCACAGUAACUCAUCUUCAGACAGUGAAUACAAAGUAAAAGAGGAGGGCGACAGGGAGAUCUCGAGCAGCAGAGACAGCCCGCAUGUCCGUCUGAAGAAGCCACGGAAAGCGCGGACAGCUUUCACUGACCAUCAGCUCGCUCAGCUGGAGCGCAGUUUUGAGCGUCAGAAGUACCUGAGUGUGCAGGACAGGAUGGAACUAGCAGCAUCGCUCAACCUGACCGACACGCAGGUCAAAACCUGGUACCAGAACAGGAGGACAAAGUGGAAGAGGCAAACGGCAGUCGGACUUGAAUUGUUGGCGGAAGCUGGGAAUUAUUCUGCCCUGCAAAGGAUGUUCCCCUCGCCGUAUUUCUACCCUCAAAGCCUGAUGUCGAAUCUGGACCCUGGAGCAGCGCUCUUCUUAUACAGGGGACCUUCGGCGCCCCCGCCGGCGCUACAGCGUCCUCUCGUUCCCCGGAUUCUCCUGCACGGUCUACAGGGCGCCAACGAGCCGCCGCCGCCGCCUCUGCCCCCCCUCUCCGGUGUGCUACCCAGACCGACACCACCACGAUGAACGGCAUGUUUCGGACUCAUUUCAAUACAUGGCAGCUUUGAACUUCACCAUCAAAAACGAUUUUACUGGUGACGAAGUAUUCGAGAUAUAUUACUAAGCCACAAAAACAAAACCUGAUACACGAAAAGUGAUUAGAGACAUUUUACAAAUGAUGAGGACAACUUAUUUCAUUAUUUAUUUAUAUGGUUUUUAACUUAUAUGUUUAUAUUCGUUUACUUUAAUUGUUAAAUCUGGAGAACACAUAUACAGACCGUUAUAUAGCUACAGAUUGCAAUAAUAACGGGAUAACUACAUGGUUCACAAAAUUAUUAUUAUUAUUAUUAUUAAUAUUAUUAAAUUAAAAAUUUUCGAACUAGGCAAGAUAAUAAAUGUGAAUUGUUGAUCCCUGACGCACAUAAUAUUUAAAUGGAAGAUUCAUAUUAAAACUAUCCUGAGAUCAAAUCCAGGUCAUAAGUAAAUCGUGGGCUUUCUAAAUGUACAAAGAAAAAUAGGUGUAAAUAAGAAUAUUUUGUUUUAUGUUCAAAGACAAAUCUUGAAUUUUCUCUCUUUUUGCAUCAUAUUUCCAAGCCUCAUGUUAACAAGUGAUAUUGAUGUGAGCAGCACAUUUAAAAUCAAAUGACUCUACAAAAAUGAAAAGAAAAGAAGUACUAUGUCACUUUUACAUUUGAUAAACAGUUGUAAGUAACAAAGCUAAAUGGGUUGGAGUGCUAUCGAAACAGAACAAGCAGUUAACUAGUGGUAUGAUCGACGAGAUGGAUUAUUAAUCGAUUAUUAAUCGAUUAUUUUUGUGCUGCUUUUUCAUUUUCUGUAUUCCUACACAACUGCCAGCAAAAUUACUUGUGUGUGAUGAGUGUAUGAAGGGGCGUGGUGGACACCCAAAAAAUACAUAUUCAUUUUGAUGUUGAUGGAAAAAUCCAAGUUCUCCUUUCAGGUCACUUGUGAUCUAUAAGAUGUGAAUGAAAUUACAGGCUCUUCCUCGUCCAUUACCAGCCUUGGUAUCCUGCCUACACAAACCCCAUGUAACCGCAAGUGUUAGAUCGGGCAUUGUGCAUCUCUGUAUAUAAAGCCGUUGAAAUAUCUUGUCAUUCUUUCUGGUGAAGCUGUAUAUUGAAAAUAAUGAUGUGUGAAGUAAUGAUUCUCGUAUUUCUAAAUGAUUUUCGUUCGUGCCCCCGUGUGCUUAGCGGUGUAAACUUCUUGAAAACUCUUAAAACUGCUGGAUGUGCGGGGGAGGGUGGUCUUUAAGCAAGGAGGAUUACUUUUAUAAAUGUGCUAAUAAAGAUCUUUCAUUAAUUUA